Messenger RNA from Cladophialophora yegresii CBS 114405, 1572 nucleotides. RefSeq lists its product as uncharacterized. Gene Ontology annotation, biological process: transmembrane transport. NCBI's taxonomy places the organism in Eukaryota, Fungi, Ascomycota, Eurotiomycetes, Chaetothyriales, Herpotrichiellaceae. The record is from RefSeq and is a predicted model, not a curated record. Gene Ontology annotation, molecular function: transmembrane transporter activity. The transcript is spliced from 6 exons. Gene Ontology annotation, cellular component: membrane. The coding region runs from base 1 to 1572 and encodes 523 amino acids.
AUGGCUUCCAGGGAUCACAAUGUCGAGGAGCGUCAAGUGAACGCCACCGUUCGACAGUCGCUUCAGGAUGAGGUGGCCGCCGAAAAACAAGCGGCAAUGCAUACUGAGAACUUUCAUGAAGCGGCUGAGCGAGGCCACGUCGCCACCGACAAAUACGGCCACUCUCUCGUCACCUUCGAUCCAGAGGCCGAACGGAAGCUUCGGUGGAAGAUCGACCUCUACAUUGUCCCCACUGUCGCCCUGUUAUACCUCUUUUGCUUCAUUGACCGGGCCAACAUUGGCAACGCAAGACUCGCCGGCCUAGAGAAAGAUCUCAACCUCAAAGGCUACGAUUACAACACGCUGCUCUCCGUCUUCUACGUCAGCUAUAUCAUCUUCGAGCUGCCCUGCAAUAUGGCGUGCAAAUGGAUGGGCCCUGGCUGGUUCAUCCCAGCCACUUCACUCGCAUUCGGCGUCUUUUCAGUGUGUACGGCCUUUGUACACCAUCUGGGGGCAGCCUGCGGUGUCCGGUUUCUGCUAGGACUGGCCGAAGCCGGUAUGCUCCCGGGAAUCGCUUACUACAUGUCACGAUGGUACCGUCGCAGCGAGUUGGCCUUCAGAUUGUCGCUUUACAUUGUCAUGGCGCCCCUCGCAGGCGCAUUCGGAGGUCUUCUGGCUUCCGCCAUCCUCAAGCUUGACCACUUCGGCGGUCUGCACCAAUGGCGAAUGAUCUUCGCCAUCGAAGGCAUCAUAACCUGCGGGCUGGCGGUGAUCAGCUUUUUCACGUUGACUGACCGCCCAGAAACCGCUCGCUGGCUCUCCCAAGAAGAGAAAGACCUUGCAAUCGCACGAGUCAAGUCGGAGCGUGUCGCUACCUCGGAGGUAAUUGACAAGAUUGACACCCCUAAAGUCGUCCGCGGCAUAUUCAGUCCUGUCACACUCUCGACAUCGUUCAUCUUCCUGCUCGACAACAUCACCGUGCAAGGCCUUGCCUUCUUCGCACCAACAAUCGUCAAGACCAUCUAUCCGAACAACUCUGUCGUGUCACAACAACUGCACACUGUGCCGCCCUAUAUCGUCGGAGCAUUCUUUGUGCUCCUCCUGCCCUUCCUCUCGUGGCGCUUCGAUAGACGCAUCAUCUUCUUCAUCCUGUCCACGCCUAUGAUGAUGGUGGGCUACAUCAUGUUCUUGGCAUCCUCGAACUCACGCGUCCGCUAUGGCGCCACGUUCCUGAUCGCGUCGGGUGCGUUUCCCUACGGUGCGCUCUGCAAUGCACAAGUCUCGGCCAACGUUGUCAGCGACACCGCACGAUCCGCCGCGAUUGGCGUGAAUGUCAUGUUUGGGAACAUCGGCGGCCUGAUCUCGACCUGGAGUUUCUUGCCUUUCGACGGGCCGGAUUACCACAUCGGCAAUGGCUUGAAUUUGGCCACCAGCUCGACGAUCUUGAUCUGUUCUUUCCUGCUGUUGUUCUGGAUGAUGGCCGACAACAAGCGCAGGGAUGGCAAGGAUAUUGACAGCGAGCUGGAUGGGUUGUCGUUGAAGCAAGUGCAGGAUCUGGACUGGAAACAUCCUGGAUUCAGGUGGAAGCCGUAA